AUGGCGACUAUAGGCAAUCAAAACCAAGGUGCCCAUCAAUCAGCACUUCCCAUUUUUGAUGGGGAAAAUUAUGAUUUUUGGUAUGUGAAGAUGAAGACCAUUUUUCCCUCAUAUGAUUUAUGGGAUUAUGUUGAAGAUGAACAACAAUUGAAAGAUCAAAAGAAGAAAGAUGCAAAAGCUUUAGGCUUGAUUCAACAAGAAAUUGCUGAUACAAUCUUUCCCAGAAUUAUCAAUGCUUCUAAAGCAAAAGAGGCAUGGGAUAUUCUCGAGAAGGAGUAUAAAGGCAGCACAAAGGUGGUAAAUCAAAUGAAGACCUAUGGGGAAGAUAUUUCUAAUCAAAGAAUUAUUGAAAAAAUUCUGAUUAGUUUGCCGAAAAAAUAUGACUCUAUUGUUACUGUUAUUGAAGAGACUAAAGAACUUGAAAACUUGAGUGUUGAAGAAUUGAUGGGUUCCAUAAAAGCAUUUGAGCAAAGGUUGAGUAGGCGCUCCGAAAAGACAAUUGAAAGUGCUUUUCAAUCCAAGCUCAGUGUUAGUUCCAAAAAUCAAGAAAAAUACCCAUCAAGUUUUGAUCGAUCCAAAGGUGAAUCUUCUAGAGGUGGAAGACACGGAAGAGGAAAAGGAAGAAAUUCAAGAGGAAGAGGAAGAAAUAAUUUUGAGAGAAGUGGAAAUAUAGAUUCCACUCAACAAAAUUGUGGAAUUUGCAAGAGAAGUAGCCAUGUUGACAAAGAUUGUUGGUUUCGGGGAAAACCUCAAUGUUUUAAUUGCAAGAAAUUUGGACAUGUUCAAAAAGAUUGCCAGUUGAAAACAAAUCAGCAAGCUAAAUUUUCUGAAGAGCAAGAAGGUGAAAUGAGCAUGUUUUAUGCUUGUCACUCGACAUCGGAACAAAAUAAUGAUGUGUGGUUUCUUGAUAGUGGGUGUAGUAACCACAUGACCGGAGAUUAA
Messenger RNA from Cornus florida, 942 nucleotides. RefSeq lists its product as uncharacterized. The record is from RefSeq and is a predicted model, not a curated record. Lineage: Eukaryota; Viridiplantae; Streptophyta; Magnoliopsida; Cornales; Cornaceae. Gene Ontology annotation, molecular function: zinc ion binding; nucleic acid binding. Bases 1 to 942 code for a protein of 313 amino acids. The transcript is spliced from 3 exons.